Messenger RNA from Symbiodinium natans, 402 nucleotides. The record is from the annotation of a GenBank genome assembly. NCBI's taxonomy places the organism in Eukaryota, Dinophyceae, Suessiales, Symbiodiniaceae.
AUGUCCUUUACGGAGCUCUUCUCCACGUAUUUCGCCUACCGCUUCCUGGUUUACAUCAUCUGGGACACGGGAGAAGGGGCCUGGAAGCUUUUCCGGCUCCAUCCCGGAUUCCUCUCCUUUCUAGUUCUGAUCCGGUGGACGCAGCUGGCCAUCGGCCUCCUUCAGAUCGAACAGCUGGGCCGAAACGUCGUGCCCGUGGUGCACGCCAUCUCCAGGCCGGAGUCGCUGUCCUUCCUGUUCUUCCUUUGCAUCGUUGUGCUUGGGUCCUUCCAUGCCUACUACGUGUUCCCCAUCAAGGAGAACACGGGCACCUUCUCCCACGUAAUGAACACCUUCUUGAAGAUCUUCCGCCUUGAGAUUCUCGGGGACCGGCAGGGACAUAGGGUUCGGGGUUUAGGUUAA